This is a messenger RNA of Oreochromis niloticus (Nile tilapia), 1612 nucleotides long. Its product is annotated as NXPE family member 3. The transcript has 5 exons. NCBI's taxonomy places the organism in Eukaryota, Metazoa, Chordata, Actinopteri, Cichliformes, Cichlidae. The record is from RefSeq and is a predicted model, not a curated record. Bases 246 to 1574 code for a protein of 442 amino acids.
ACGUGAUUGACUCUAUCGAUAUCCCAAGAGCAAGCAAUGUCACUCUGCCUGUUAACGUGCAGUAUGGAUUCUGCAAGUUAAAAUCACUGUCUCCUAAAGAGGCUCAUGAAGAAAAACUUCUACUGGAGUCCAUCGCUUGGCCUCAAACUCCACCAUUGUCAUCACCUAAUUCCCUGAGCAAGACCAGUGAUCCAGCACACAGCAGCUUCAUCAUUCUACCAAGGAGGAAGGGGGGGCAGUGGCAAAUGGGAGAUAAGCUGGAGGUUUUGAUUCAAAUGUGUGACUCCCAGGGAUAUCCAAAGACUUAUGGGGGAGACGUCUUAUUUGCCCGUCUGUCCAACACAGCUCUUGGUGCAGGAGUGGCAGGGCAAGUGACGGAUUAUCUUAAUGGCGCCUACUAUGCUGCAUUCACUUUACUGUGGGAAGGAAGUGCAUAUGUUGAGGUAACACUGGUUCACCCAAGUGAGGCAGUCACAGAGUUGCACAGGCUGAACAGAGAACAUCCUGAUAGGAUCUUCUUCAAGAGUCAGUUCCGUUCUGGUUCUGUCACUGAAACUACCACCUGCAAUGUAUGUUUGCGUCCUACCCAGCAACCUGUGUGCAACUACACUGAUCUCCGUACAGGUGAGCCAUGGUUGUGCUACAAGCCAAAGGAGCUGAGCUGUGAUGACAGGAUCAACAACUUCAAUGGAGGAUAUGAAGAAAAAAUUAGCACCAUGGACAAACUGUUUAAGAGUGCGCCGAAUGGAAAGACUUUUCAUAAACAACAUAAGGAUAAUCUUACACUUUGUUUGUUUUACCUCUUCUCAGGUCUAUCAGAUGCAAGUAACACCAGUGUGGACUCUGGACCCUCUGGCUAUUAUUACCAGGGUGUGUGGAGACCACUAGGUGGCACCACAGUUUAUCAGUUCAACACUUCCUCAGCCAUCACUCAGUGCCUUAAAGGAAAGGCGGUUCAUAUGUAUGGAGACUCCACCAUCAGGCAGUGGUUUGAACACCUUAUUGCAGCAGUACCAGAUCUAAAGGAGUUUAACCUACAUGGUGCAAAACAAUCUGGGCCUUUUAUGGCUCUGGACAAUGCAAAUAACAUCAUUGUGACAUACCGCUGCCACGGUCCUCCUCUCCGAUCCACCAUUGUCCCAGUCAUUGAGCUGCAUUAUAUUACCAAUGAGCUGGACAACAUAGUUGGAGGCAGCAACACCGUAGUAGUUAUUGGCAUCUGGGCACACUUCGCCACUUUUCCCACUGAGUUCUACAUCGGACGGCUACAGAGCAUCCACAGGGCAGUGGUGCAGCUGCUGUCCAGGGCUCCAGAAACACUGAUUAUCAUUCGCACCGGAAACCCCAAAGUUGUGGCCAACUUCCUUCAUGCAUCUACUAACAGUGACUGGUACUCGCUACAGCAGAACAAAGUGCUCAGAGCUCUUUUCAAAGGGGUGAAUGUUCAUCUGGUGGAUGCCUGGGAGAUGGUCCUAGCCCACCACCUCCCACAUGAGCUUCACCCACAACCUCCAAUUAUCGAGAAUAUGAUAAAUGUUCUCUUGUCAUAUAUAUGUCCUGAGAAGGAUAGUUAGAUGUGUUUGUUUCAGUAGUCUAUGUAUACACAUUUAUC